CAGCACAUCUGGGACAAGACAAAGUCACCUGCAUGGAAAUUCCUGCCCAAGAAAGAGGUAUAGAAGCUAAUGAAUUUGGAAAAGCUGUCACUGUACAAUCAAUAGUUUCGGAGCAGUGUGAUCCUGCAGAACAGCGUGUUCGUGAACAUGCUACAUGUGGGAAAAUCUUCCAACAAAACUCAGACUUAAUUAUACAAAGGGAGUGUGAUGGAAAGAGACCUUGUGAAUGUAGUGGAUGCGGGAAAGCCUUAAGAGACCACACCACUCUUAUUCAACAUGAAAGAACGCAUACUGGAGAGCGGCCCUACAGAUGUAACGAAUGCGGAAAGGGAUUUAACCAGAGUUCCCACCUAACAAACCAUCAGAAGACUCACACAGGGGAAAAGCCCUACAAAUGCAAUGAAUGUGGGAAGGCCUUCAGUUAUUGUUCAGUCCUUAUUCAACAUCAGAGAAUUCAUAGUGGGGAGAGACCUUAUGAGUGCACUGAAUGCGGUAAGACGUUUAGUCGUAGCACAUACCUUACUCAGCAUCAAAGAAUUCACACUGGUGAGAAACCCUAUAAAUGUCUUGAAUGUGGAAAGGCUUUCAGCCAGAGCACGCAUCUUACUCUACAUCAGAGAAUUCAUACUGGAGAGAAACCUUACGAAUGCAGUGAAUGUGGUAAAACCUUCAGUCAGAGUGCACAUCUUACUCAACAUCAAAGAAUUCAUACGGGAGAAAAGCCCUAUGAAUGUAAUGACUGUGGAAAAGCCUUCAGUGAUCACUCCGCUCUUACUCGACAUCAUAUCAUCCACACUGGGGAGAAACCUCAUGAAUGCAAUGACUGUGGGAAAGCUUUCAGCUACUGCUCCGACCUGAUUCAACACCAGAGAACACAUACUGGAGAGAAACCAUACAGGUGCGGUGAAUGUGGGAAUGCCUUUAGUGACUGUUCAGCCCUCAUCCAGCAUCAAAGAAUUCACACUGGGGAGAAGCCCUAUGAGUGUAGUGAAUGUGGGAAAGCCUUUGGUAACUACUCAGCUCUCACUCGCCAUCAAAGAACUCAUACUGGGGAGAAACCCUAUGAAUGUAAGGAAUGUGGAAAAACCUUUAGCAGAAGCACAUACCUUACUCAACAUCAGAGAAGUCACACAGGAGAUAAACCAUAUAAAUGUCAUGAGUGUGAGAAAACUUUUGCCCAGAGUUCAUUCCUUACACAACACAUGAGGGUUCACACUGGAGAAAAACCCUACAGGUGUAAUGAAUGUGGGAAAGCUUUCAGUGACCGCUCAGGGCAUAUCCAGCAUCAGAGAACUCACACUGGUGAGAAGCCCUAUGAAUGUAAUGAUUGUGGGAGAGCUUUCAGUUUCUGCUCAGCCCUCAUUCAACAUAAGAGAAUUCAUACUGGAGAGAAGCCCUAUAAAUGCAGUGACUGCGGAAAAGCCUUUAGUGAUAGGUCAGCACUUAUUCAACAUCAGAGAACUCACACUGGAGAGAAACCCUAUAAGUGUAACGUAUGUGGAAAAGCCUUCAGUCAGAGUACGAACCUCAGAAAUCACCAGAAAACUCAUUCUAGUGAAAGAUCCUAUAAAUGUAGUGAAUGUGGAAAAGCCUUUAGUUACUGCUCAGGCCUCAUUCAACAUCAAAUCAUUCAUCCUGGAGAGAAGCCUUAUUAUGCAUGCAGUGAAAUGUGGCAGAGCCUUCAGCCGGGGGACAGACCUUAAAAAACAUCAGAAGACUCAUACUGAAGAGAAACUCUACAAAUGUAAUGAAUGUGGAAAAGCCUUUAGCCAGAGCACGUAUCUUACAAAACACCAGAAAAUUCACAGUGCAGAGAAAGCAAAUAUACAUACUGCCUGUAGGAAAACCGUUAAGCAAAACUCUUCUGUUCAACGCGAAAAAUCUCACACUGGAGAGAAAUCCUCUGAACGCCUUGAGAGUCUGGCUGCUGUGGAGACCAGGGAAACAGAAGGAUCAUGAAAACUGUCAACUAGAGUGGCCACAUGGCUUAGUGGGAAGAGCGCAUUUAUGGGUUUUAGAGGUCCUGGGUUCUAAUCUCAGCUCUAUUACUAACUAAGUGCAUUACUUACUUGAGGGUAAGUCACUUUACCUCUUUAAACCUUAAUUUACUCACCUGAAAAAUUUGAAGGUCUAAUUGAUCUUUAAGAUCCACAUUUAUUUUAUUUAUUACCAAUGUAGGCUUUUACAGAGGUGAUUCUUAAAUUGUGACCUAUUUAUUCUACAACAGUUCUGAUUUACAUUGUGAGGAUGUGGCCGUCAUUAUGGACUCAGUAAAGAUACGGCCUACACACUAUUUAUUACCAUGGGUCCUCCAAAAUGAAACAUACUAUGAAUAUUCAAGGAAAUUAAGAGAUAAAGUAAUAUGAAUUCUGUUAAUUAUUGCAGUAGGAAGGUUGGGAUCUUUUCUUGAUUAAGAAUAUGGUGUUGGAUAAAACCUCAAAAAGAAUGAAUCAAAUUAUUGGUAAAGCCUGGGUUACCUAGAAUCCACCCAAACUUAAUGGUGCAAUAUAAAUUUUCUCUAUUAAGUUCAAUUGGUUGCUAUCAUGUCCCAAGUGAAAAAGAACUGGAAAGCAGUUCUAAAGUCUUGAGCAGAUUUCUAAGAACAGAUGAAAUUGGAAAGUGUAUUUGCCAUUUCCACCUAAAUAUGUAAAGGCCACGUGAAUGAAAAUGAAUGUUGAUCUAGGAAAGUCCGUUGGUCUCUGGUCUUUUUCCUGUGAUUACAGAGACAAUAGCCUGAAAAUAGGAAGAUUUAUUUCAGAAGCCUGUGAUACUAAGUUGACCAUUUAAUUUUUUUCCAGAUUUUCUGUCAUGCCUGUGCAUUGUUUUAUAAUCAAAGAAACAAUAUUUAAAAGGAAUUUGAUAACUAAGCAAAUUUAAUGGUUUUGGAAUAGGAGACUACUUUAGCAAAUUAUGCAAUGGAUUUAAAAACUCUGAGCACAAGUUUAAGACUGUCAUAAAGCUGUUUUGUGGCA
Molecule: messenger RNA, 2972 nt
Organism: Neofelis nebulosa (Clouded leopard)
Lineage: Eukaryota; Metazoa; Chordata; Mammalia; Carnivora; Felidae
Product: zinc finger protein 184-like
Exons: 1
Coding region: 33-1703 (556 amino acids)
Source: RefSeq, a predicted model, not a curated record